CCAAACCAGAAACCCAAAGACAUAAAUUGCAUAUCUUUCUCUCUAGUUAGUAGUUACUUUAUAAUAUUAUAUCAAACUAUAUAUUAGAUUAUAUUAUAAGCUCUACAGCCUUAUUAGUAAUGGAUGUGUUGACAAUGUUGACUGCUGAGAAGCCAGUGGUGAUCUUCAGCAAGAGCACUUGUUGCAUGAGCCACACAGUGAAGGCUCUGAUAAAAAGCUUUGGUGCAAACCCUGCAAUGAUUGAGCUUGACAAGUUGCCAAAUGGUCAGCAAGUAGAGAGAGCACUGGUCCAGCUCGGCAGCCGGCCAGGCGUGCCGGCGGUGUUCAUUGGACAGCAAUUCAUAGGUGGUGCUGAUGAACUCAUAAGUCUCAAUGUUCAAAACAAGCUUGCUCAAUUGCUACUAAGGGCUAAAGCUAUAUUCAUCUGGAGUAGGUAGCUGUAGCUAUAGCUAUCCAAUUGCAAAGUAAAUUCCACCCUUUCACUUCAACUCACAUGAGCAAAUAAGAGGUUCUAGUAUUGUUCUUGGGAACCCCGAUGAGUAUAGACCUUCUUCUAGCAAUGCUUCUUGUGUUCUUCUCUUGUUGAAUCUUGUUAUCCUAAUCCUAAUUUUGUAUAAUGCAAGUAGUUAAGCUUUUACAUCAUCAUAGUCAUAGAUGGCUCUAUCAUAUUAUAGUCCCUUUUUGGAGAGUAAUAAUCUGAUUUUGAAGAGUUAAGUCCAAAUUCAGUGUGCAAUCUCUGCAAUGUGA
This is a messenger RNA of Arachis duranensis, 747 nucleotides long. RefSeq names its product monothiol glutaredoxin-S1-like. The record is from RefSeq and is a predicted model, not a curated record. The transcript has a single exon. Bases 120 to 437 code for a protein of 105 amino acids. Lineage: Eukaryota; Viridiplantae; Streptophyta; Magnoliopsida; Fabales; Fabaceae.